Messenger RNA from Vicia villosa (hairy vetch), 519 nucleotides. RefSeq lists its product as uncharacterized. Lineage: Eukaryota; Viridiplantae; Streptophyta; Magnoliopsida; Fabales; Fabaceae. The transcript has a single exon. The coding region runs from base 1 to 519 and encodes 172 amino acids. The record is from RefSeq and is a predicted model, not a curated record.
AUGUAUAAAGGAUUAUUGCAACAGGAGCCUAAUGUUGACUGGCAUACUCUACUGGUGGGCAACAUAGUUAGGCCUCGAGCUCUGUUCUACCUUUGGCUUACAUGUCAUCAAAAGUUUGCUACAAAAACUAGGCUGAAGAAGAUUGGUGUGGACAUUGAUACUAAAUGUUGCUUUUGCCAGGAAGAGGAAACAUUGGAGCACCUCCUUUUCUGUUGUGACCCAAUGACAGUUAUUUGGCAGGAGAUUUUACUUUGGCUUGGGGUUACCCGCACACCUUUACAAUGGCAUAGGGAAUUAGCUUGGAUCAUUCGAUAUUGUAGUGGGAAAGGGGAAAAGUGUGGACUUAUGAAGCUGGCUGCAGCAGAAACAAUAUACUAUUGUUGGAAGUAUAGAAAUGACACAUGCUUUGGGCAUUCAUAUGAUAGGAACAUAGUUGUAGAUAAUAUAAAAGAUACCAUCAUACAUAGAGGAUGGAGAAUUAGAAAAUAUAGAAACAUAGUGGCUCAACUAUUGAUGUAA